This is a messenger RNA of Effrenium voratum, 2872 nucleotides long. NCBI's taxonomy places the organism in Eukaryota, Dinophyceae, Suessiales, Symbiodiniaceae. The record is from the annotation of a GenBank genome assembly.
GCGAACACGUCACUUCCCACUUGACCUUUCGAUUGUCAUCGUACAGCCAUGGCGAUUGAACUCAAGCGCUACGAGAUUGAAGAAAGGCUCAACAAGGCAGUUGAGAAGGUCAAGCAGCUCCUUGGCGCGGAGAAGGCUCCACAGCUGGCAGGCGACGUGCACCACGAGUAUGAGGACAAGUACCUCCUGGUGGAGCGCGCCACGAAUCUGGCGGCCUGCGCUCAGCUGAACUGCCUGGGGCUCCUGGGCAUGUCCAAGGAACAGCUCCAGACCCUGCGGACCUGGGCUGCAGGACAGGAGGUGUCUUUGCGCUUCAAGUCCAAGGAGACCUGCGCCUUCCUGCGGGAGGAGACUCGAGAAGAGGAAGCGCCCAGGAAGGCCGUGGAGGAGGUCACUGUGGGCGGCGUUUUACGCAGCGCCAUCACCAGCAAGGUCGUGACGAAGAUCACCGAGUACUUUUGGAACUUCGAGGCCAACUUCACCUUGGAAGCGUUCAAGGGCGUGGGCGCGGACGCCUCGGACCGGCUGACCAUUUGGAGCCGCCAGGGGCAGGUAGAGCUGAAGACGGCCACCAAGAAUCCGGCGCCCCACCCAGAAGUGCGAUCACCCGCCAUCAGCAAGGAGGUGAACAUCAGCUGGCUGCUCCGCUCCAUGUCCGACCCCUCCACUCUGAUGCCCUCCUUCGGCAUUGACCGCAAUGCCAAGGCGUGCAAGACGCCCCGGAGGAACGGCGAGACUUUGAAGGCCUUUGCACACUUCCAGGCCAUCGCCCACUGGACGUCCUACCUGGCGGACUAUAUCAACCACCUGCGCGAUGUUCAGCCGAAGAAGUUGGAUGACAGCACGCUGUCCUUGGAGAAUGUCUUUGUACCUGUGGCGCCCAUCAUGUUCAAAGAUGGCAUCGACGAGGUAGAGGAGGCCACCUCGGGCCAGCUGCUGGCGGCGCUGGCCAAGCCUGGGGCGGCGGCGGGUUUGGUGCUCACGGCCUCCGCGGGGAAUCUGAUGCUCGCGGAGGAGCUGCGGACUUUGAAGGAGCAGCGGGAGAACAUCCUCACCGCCUUCCCUGGAGACAACGGCAUCUUCACCUGCGCGGAGGCAUGCAUGUGCCUGACCUUGACGCACAUGCGCUCCAUUACCGAGCGCUGGGCGCACGCGGUGGACUACGUGGAGAGUAUGCUGAGGAAGCAGCUUGUAGCUGCCAUUGGCAAGGAGGUCACCCCUUCGGAGUUCGCGUCCUACAUGCGAUUUCACUACCGGAAGCUCUUCCUGGAUGCGUACCAGCCCAACCAGUUCUGCUUCGCAGUGCGGCGCUCGGAGGUGCACGGCCCGGAGGGCACCGUGAGUAUCGAGGAGACACAUGGGGACCAAUCAGCGCCCAUUGUGACCCUGGAGAACCACGGCAGCACGCCCACUGCCAUGAACUUCCCGCUGAACGCCUCCACCACGAUCAGCUUUGAAGGCCCGGUGCAUCUGCACGGAUGGCUCUGCCACAGCUUCUCGGGCCAGACGGGCGCGCAGCUGUCUCUGAGGGCCCGCGCCAGGCAGUUCAGCUCGAUGCUGGUGCUGGUGGGACGUGUCACGUCAGCCACCUCCUUCGACCCCACCUACGCGGCCAUUGUGCAGAACAAGGACGAGCUGACUGUCCCGCUGGAGAUGUCCGUCAUUCCAACUCCCAAGGAGUUCAAGGACGCCAUCGCCUCGUUGUCCCCGGAGCAGCAGAAGUUCGCCAAGGCCUUCCGCGCCAUGCAGCUGGAAAGCACUCUCUUCGGCGUCUUGGUGGUUCAGAUCAAGCCGCAACUGGAGAAACUGCUGAACCUGCAUGAUGACAGCCUCACCAAGGAGAUCAAGCUGACCCAAGAUCUGAUGGAACUCUUCCUCAAGUACCAGAUCCCCAGCGACCUGCUGUCCUUCAGCGAAGAUUCGCCUGAAUUGAAGACGGCUCCGGCCACCGCGCGCUUGGCUGCGGUGAAGGGCCAUGUGAAGAACAUGUAUGACAUGAUCAACCAGGAGAAGGAGCAGGAGAUCGCCGACAAGAAGCAGCAGGCGCUUUUCCAGAACCCCUUGCAGGUGGAGACGCACCUUCAGAGCCUCGUGCUGUGCGAAGAGCAAGGCGGUGUACGGGGGCUUCGGAGCCGCGAGGACGCUGCACCUGCCAGGCGAUCCGUGAAGCAGCGUGCCCGCGCCGCCCCAGCGCCGCCGCCUGUGCCGUCCCCGCCGGCCGCGGCCAGCGGCGCGGCGCCUCCUGCGCCGCAGUCCGCAAAGCCGGCGCCGAAGCCGGCAGAGCCGAAGGCGGAGCCGCAGGUGCCAAAGGAAAGCCAGGCCGGCGGUGGAAGCGGAAGCAGUGGCACCUGCACGACGCGGGACUAUACACAGGUGCCGCAGGAGAUGGACUCCCAAUUCGAGAAGUUGGACCCGGACAGCGCGUUGCGGCCCACCAUCAUCAACGUGGGCAGCGCUUGGAAGAAGCGCUCGCAGAAGGCGUUGCUGGCCGAGCCCAAGGAGUCGGGCCUCGACAGUGACGAGCAGAAGCGCGAGAAGGAUGCAGCCUUCGACCUGCUGGAUGCCAUCACAAAGUCAGGCGCUUUGCCAUUGAGCCACGCAUCCUUGCACAUCGUCAUUGCGGCCACGCACUGCUUCGAUAAAACAGUGGUGGACACUGUGGUGCAGGACAACGUGAACCCCAUCGAGAAGGUGGAGCGCUCGACUUUGAUCAUGGCCUCCACGGUGCACCAGCAGCCGGUGGCCGCGCUGAUGAAUGAGGCCAGCCAGCAGCGGGUGUUCAACGCGUCUCCCCAGCUGUUUUUGCAGGACGCAAAGGACGCGAAGGAUGAGGCGUAGUCGACUGGUCCUCCAGUUUACCAGUUGAGGUGGA